GUAUGUCUGGUCACACCUGCAAACGUAAAUAACCUUUGUCAGACAACCUCUGACACCACUUUACUACCUUUCCUUCAUCCUCAUCACCAUCUCUCUCUUUCUCACACUUCACUUCUCAAACUAGAUAGAUACCACUUUCAUUGAAAAGUGAAACAUAAAAUUAAGCAUUUUCUUUUUUACUUUGAUCAUCAUCAUCAUCAUCGGUAUCAGCAAACAAACCGACCCACUAGGAAAAUAAAAACCUCAUUCCAUGUCAAUGUUCACAAUGGAAGCUAACACAACUGGAGGUGAAGCUCAGAAGAAGAUUAAGAAUGAGGAAAUUGAUGAAGGGAAAAGGGGUGUUGUUGUAUUGAAGAAAGAGAUUGAAAGAAACCCUUUGAUCACAGAAGCUCAAAGGCGUGAACUUGACCAUCAAGUUUUCAUUUUUAAUCACUUUGCUUAUAACAUUCCUCUUCCUCAUUAUCUUUUGCAGUUUCCAACUCUUGUGUCAGAGUACGGCUGUCGUGGUUCUGAUUACAGAACUAUGUUGGAUUCAGAACCACAUAGGUGUAGAAGAACAGAUGGAAAGAAAUGGAGGUGUGGUAAGAACACGGUACCUAAUCAGAAGUAUUGCGAACGCCACAUGCAUAGAGGUCGAAAUCGUUCAAGAAAGCUUGUGGAAGCAUCUCAACUUAACUCUCCUAAUUUGAAAUCAAUGCCUAGUAAUGGAAACUCACAUGCAAAACAAGUCCCGAAAAUUGAGUCUACAGUUUCAAAUCCAAACCCUUUGGUCAUUCAACAUAGCCAUGCAUACUCAUACACGCCACCGAGGAGCUUCUGUGUUGUAAAUAACCAGUCCAGUUGUAAUCGACCGAGAAAUGCCAUAAGUUCUGAUGCCACUUUGGUGACUGUGGUGACCGCUUCCUCGAUCCUGCCUCCUGCAGUUAGACCUAAGGUGACCACUGCCUCGAUCCUGCCCCCUGCAGUUCGACCUAAGAUGACCACUGCCUCGAUCCUGCCCCCUGCAGUUGGACCUAAGGUGACCACUUUCGGAGGCAUGGCAUCUCUUACUUCGAACAACAGAAGCCGUGUUAAUGUGUGCAAUCAAGGCUUCUCCCCGAAGAGCGUUCUUCAAGUUUCUGGUAGCAAUGGUUCAUACCUCAGCCAUAGGAACAGUAUAGUAGAAUCUGAACCCGGUAGAUGCCGAAGAACAGACGGUAAGAGAUGGCGAUGCAAGAGCGCAGUUCUUCCAGGUCAGAAAUAUUGUGCAACACAUAUGCACAGAGGUGCUAAAAGACGUUGUACAAACACCGAAUCUCCUCCUUCCGCCAUUGCUACUACAACUUCAAUUAGUUCAGAUGUUACCCUUGCCCGGCUUCCUUACGCUGCAGCAGCAACCGACGUUCAGAAAGCUGACUGUCGAAUUCCAAACACACAGCUUUCAAUGUCAGUUCCAGAAAGUGCAGCACCAUCCUUAGAAUGUAAGGAGAAAAGAGGCGGCGGCAUCAGUGAUACCGAUACUAGUACUACCAUCACUGACGCCGUUGACGAGUGUAGCUAUCUUUCUUUCUGAGUAGCUAUGUUUGAUUUCUCGAAACAUGUUUAGUGUUUAUAUGAGUGAAAAUGUUAAGUUAUCAGCAUACUGAGAUCAGUUUUGUGUUUAGUGAACAAUGGUCUCUUAUGUCUACAUUAUGAAUAGAUCAACUAAAUUAUCUUAA
Molecule: messenger RNA, 1697 nt
Organism: Vicia villosa (hairy vetch)
Lineage: Eukaryota; Viridiplantae; Streptophyta; Magnoliopsida; Fabales; Fabaceae
Product: growth-regulating factor 9-like
Exons: 4
Coding region: 251-1552 (433 amino acids)
Biological process (GO): developmental process; DNA-templated transcription; regulation of DNA-templated transcription
Cellular component (GO): nucleus
Molecular function (GO): ATP binding
Source: RefSeq, a predicted model, not a curated record